Molecule: messenger RNA, 5114 nt
Organism: Trichogramma pretiosum
Lineage: Eukaryota; Metazoa; Arthropoda; Insecta; Hymenoptera; Trichogrammatidae
Product: adenylate cyclase type 10-like
Exons: 29
Biological process (GO): intracellular signal transduction; cyclic nucleotide biosynthetic process
Cellular component (GO): cytoplasm
Molecular function (GO): adenylate cyclase activity
Source: RefSeq, a predicted model, not a curated record
CACUGUUAAAAUUGCUUAUUUUCAGUAAUCAAGGGUGGAAAAUGCCACGUCGCGAUGAGAAAAAAUCUUCGAAGCAACCCAAGCACGUACAUUUGAAAAAUGAUGUCGAUGGACGAGCCUCUCGGGCACGCAGUGAAUCACUGCGUCUUGAAAAUCAAACAAAAAUAUUUGCCUCGAUGUGUCCCGACGAGAUAUUAGACCACUACGAUGAUUUCAAAACGAGGGGUUACCAAACGACCUUGAUGUUGUGCGACAUAUCGGGUUUCACCGAAAUGACGGACAAGUAUACGAAACUGGUGCGCGGCGGCCCGUCUCGAUUGACGGAAACUCUCAACACGUACAUGGGCUCGAUGGUCCAAGAAAUACUGUUCCACGGCGGCGACGUGCUGAAAUUUUCCGGGGACGCUCUCAUCGUCAUGUGGAAGCUCGAGGACGGGCAAGUGAUGCGCGACUGCGCCUCCGAGGCCAUCAGAACCGCCUGCGUCAUACAGAAGCACUUUGGCACGUACGAGACCGAGAUCGGCAUCGUUCUCAAAGUUAAAUUGGCAAUAGCUUCGGGCAAGACGUACUUCACGUCGAUAGGCUCGCUGGAGAGCUCGACGUACUACAUCAUUACCGGCACUCCCGUCUGGGAAGCCAAGAACGCCGAGAGCCUGUGUCGAGGCGGAGACAUUCUCGUGUCGCCGAGCACGUGGCAGUGGAUAAACGAGAACGAGUACAUCUACGAAAUCCUACCCGAGGGACCGCAUUAUCUCAUCAUCUCCUUGUCGGCCAUGUGGGACAACACCAAAGAAAUCGAAACGAAAGAGCAGGUAUCGAGCUCGUCCUCCAGCUCCCAAGGAUCGGUAUUCAGCGACGAUCGCUCCGAGCUCGACAAGUUUCAUCGCGAGCUCUAUUUCAGCAACCAAAUAACCAACGAUUCCGUCGAUUACAGUCUGCGCCCGAAGGUCGUGAAAAUGGUCAAAAUGAAAAGGGCGAACGACCUGCGAAGUUACAUCCUACGACCGGUUAAGAAGUCCGUGUACGAGGACGAGCCCUUGGAAUACCUCACGGAGAUCCGCCAAGUCGUCAUAGUGUUCGUGAACGUCGUGACAGUGGCGACGAAUCGCAAGACUCUCAUCAAGCUCGUCGACGCCACCUAUCAGUUCGUUUGCAGCGUCGUCACGGAGAUGCAAGGCUGCGUCAACAAAACCUCCCUCUUCGACAAGGAUCUCAUUUUCCUGUGCAUUUUCGGCCUGCGCGGCGACAAACACGAGCUAGAGUGCCAAAUCGGCCUGCGCUGUGCCUCGCUUCUUCGACGAGGCCUGCUGCGAUUCGCGCUCCUGAAAUCGGUAUCGAUCGCCGUGACGACCGGCAUGGGCUACUGCGGUGUCGUGGGUCAUGUCUUGCGACGCGAGUACACCGUCAUAGGGAUGGCUGUGAAUAAGGCGGCGCGUCUCAUGUGCGCUUACGUCGACAAAGUAGUGUGUGACAGGGACUGCUUUUUAUUGUCGCAUCUCGAAGCUAAGCACUUCGUUCUCCAAGAGCCAAAAUACUUGAAAGGAAUCACGAAUGUUGGCUCAAUUUAUGAAUUUAAUGAAUUGUCCAGUUCCUCUCAAACAUUUCAGCUAAAUCAUUAUCCCAUUCUGGGACGCGAUAAAGAGCUGAGGAUUUUCCGCGAAAGUUUGGAGCAUAUGUUGAAAAAGUCCAACAGCGACAAUAUCGAUAAAGACCGCAAUAUUCUUCUUCUGAGAGGUACACCUCGAAUAGGUAAAACAAGAUUACUUGAAGAAAUGAAUCACAUGGUUCCUGAUAAUAUUAUCACGAAUUUUAUUUCAAUGGAACCUUAUGAUUUCAAAAUGUUCUAUGUCCUUAUAAGAUUACUUUUUUUUGCACCUCUCAAAAUUAAAGAAGACACUAAAAUUCAAGUGCGCAAAAGGAAGAUUGCUUCCAAAUUUUUGAAGGAAGAACAUAGCCGGCUGCAUUUUUUGAAUCAAAUAUUUGACGUUGAUUUUUCUCCCUCUAAUGACUACCUAGACCAAGUUAAAUCAAAGAGUGAGAACGAGGUUGAAAAAGAGCGCAAAAACGAAAUAAAAAGGCUCAUGCGUCUUUUGACACUGAAAUGUUUUCAUAAACCAUCGGUAGUUUUCAUCGACGACGCUGAAUUGUCGGAUGAAGAAUCGAUCUCGCUUUUGCAAAUGAUUUCGAAUCAACGAAAUCUGUUCAUAGUCAUGGCUUAUGGGAAUAAAUUAACUAAACAAUAUUUCAUGCACCAUAAACUUCCCCGCAUGGCAAAGAUAUUGGAACUUAGUGGUCUUGAUAAAUGGUACCACGCUUCAUUAGCUUGUCAACUAUUGAACGUUGUAGCAAUAUCAGUGAUGCUUGAGAGAGUGAUUCAAGAGCGAAGUGAAGGCAAUCCAGGUUGGAUAGAGAGUUAUCUAAUAACUCUUUUACAAUCCUCUGCAAUACAAAUAGAAACUAUGAAUAAUCGACAAAUUCAUCAGUUUGGAUUGGUAAAACCAACCGAAAACAUGUUGCGAAGAACGCAGGACGCCGGAAAAUGGGCAUCACAUUCGUAUUGCGAAGCACCUCAUGGCUGGGAAAUGUAUCAGACGAGUUUUAGAGACAGUAUUUAUGAAGAUAAGGAUCAAGAUCUGGAGCUUGAUGACCCGGAGGAGCGUCCAGUCUGCACGAUUACCAGUUUCUUUAAGGCUGAAUUUGAAUUUAUUGAAAGCAGUAUGGAUAUUUUACUUAUUAAGCUAUACGAUUCGUUAACUCCAUUGGAUCAGGUCUUACUAAAGUGCGCUGCCGUCUUAGGCGAAGUCGUCGAUCGCAAAAUGUUAGAAGAAUUAAUGGUUGGAAUAUCCACUCGAGACUUGGGAUUAUCAUUGUUAAAGCUGUUCGAGCUUCGAAUUAUUGGUUGCGCUUAUGGUGAAUUCCAUCAAACACCGACGAAAUCGAUAAUAUUUAACCAUCAUCGCGAUUCGGAAGAUAGUUUGGAUACAACAAACUGUUAUUGCAAAGGAAUCGUUAUUUUAGACGAAUUAGCUGAUCUUCCAAAACACGCUUCAUGUGGCUUGAUGAGAUUUAAAUUGGAUUUAUUCCGGAAAACUACGUAUAGAUUACUAACAGAAACUCAAAAAGUCGAGUUUCAUAGUAAAGCAUUAACAUAUUUACGUCAUAACACUCAUCGUUGUGAGCCUUGCGGUGGAGGUCAAUUUAAGCGUCUCCUCGGUGAAACAGCUCUUGAUCGAUUAAAGAGACGUAAAAAGACACCGAUACACUUAAACAUAACAGCUGAUUCAAAAGUGUCUUUAAAUUUUGACGAGUAUAAUGAUCCGAUCCAAGAAACCGUAGAAAUUGAGGAAAGCAGCUCGGGUGACGAGAGCAUCGAAUCGAAUACUUCCUCGAGGUCCUACUUUAGCAAACCUCUCGCAAAAUCACAAAUGUGUAAUUUCAUCAAUGUUGAUUUUCAAAGAUGCACUUGUCAUCUUAUUUUAUUAACAGCCUAUACUCACGUCUUGGAGCAUUGUAGAGGAAUAGGAAUCAGUGAACUGUUGCUCGUAUCAAUACUCGAAUUUGUAGAGAUAUGCAUGUGGACACGAAAUGUACCAAAAGCCACGAAACUACUCAAUGAGGCGGACGAGCUCAUGAAAUCGGUUCAUCCACCAGUCAGUGACGAAUUACUCAUACUCCCUUACCUGAAGGGCAAGAUAAGCAAUCUGAGAGGUAAAUGCUUUUUCGAGAGUGGCAUGAUUUACGAAUCGAUGGAGUGUUUUCACACUACACUCGAGGUAAUGGGCUACAAAUUUCCCACCAGUCCGUUUGUCGUUCGAAUCAAAUCGAUGUGCAUGCUUGAACAACUGAAGCUCAUGCUCACCUCCUCGAGAUCUCAUAAAAUUGGCAUUUUGAGGGAUGACGCGGCUAAUUAUAACGAUCAGUUCGCUUAUUGCUUAGCGCACAUGUUUAAAUUUUUCAAGCUCAACGGAAUGAGAGAACGCGCGAAAUUGGCCUCAACUUGGGCACUCAUUGCAGCCCUCGAGUCGAGUCAGGAUUUUUUCAUACUGUGCACUUCUUACGCGAACAUGAUGUCGACCGCGUACGAGUAUCAUUACGAAUCGAUCGGUAUGCUUUUGGAAAGCAACGCCAUCAACCUCUGCUGGCAACGCCAGGACAAUCUCGAGCGUCAAGAGCUCAAAGCCAUAGUCGAACUUUACCGGAACAUCAGUUUUUUGCGCUUGCUGCGCGGGGAUGUAGUUGGUGCCGCUAACAUCGGUUUCACCGUCGGAAAACUGGCUCACGCUGUCAAAUCGAGUCGCUUGAAACUUUUAAUCCUACCUGGAUUGAUACAAAUGUCUUUGGCUCAUGAGAAAUAUAGUCAAGCGGCUUCGUUAAUCAACGAUUUGAAUGCUAUUCCAACAGACGACCUGUCAAAACAAAUUUGGUACUAUGCUCUGUGUAUGGAUUUUUUGCUCGAUUCCGGAAUUUCCCUAGUGCGCUCACGGGAAUUCAACGAUUUUUAUCUUCGGGAAAGCCGUCAAAUACUUCAUCUUGAGAAAUCCGAGGCAGCUAACCGCUUUUUUACGAGCACUUGGUUAUGGUACAUAAGGAUCGGAGAUUGGGAUUCAGCUGCUUUAUGGAUAAGUCGAAGGGAAAACAAAAGUUUUGGUGAAGAAUGUAAGAUAUUAAACACAUUAACGUCGUUGAAACAAUUGGAGGGAUUAAUCAUUUCAUACGUUCAUCAUUUAAAUGAGAAUAUCGAGGAAGAUUCACAUUUCAUUUUGAAUAUGAUAAAAAAACAGUUUAAAUUAUUUAAUAAGCGACGAAAUAUCGCUAAGAUUAUGUUACCGAGAUUCUACUUGAUGAAAGCUUAUUAUGGAAUGGUGAGACGCAAUCCGAAAUCAGCGGUGCAACAACUUGCUAAAUCGAAAAAAUUAUCUGUCCACUACAAAGCCGAAUUAAUUUUUAAUUGGGCUUGCCAUUCUGAAAAGGCAUGGACAAAUUUGUUGAAUAAACGCCAACGAGAUUAUUGGAUAGAUGAAAGUACAAAACAAGAAAAAAUGGAUUGGCAGGAUGUUGAUAAAACCGACAGAAAAUUUAUCCAUUUUACUUUACCUUUGCCAAAAAUUCUAGAU